Molecule: messenger RNA, 1436 nt
Organism: Medicago truncatula (barrel medic)
Lineage: Eukaryota; Viridiplantae; Streptophyta; Magnoliopsida; Fabales; Fabaceae
Exons: 4
Coding region: 439-1164 (241 amino acids)
Source: RefSeq, a predicted model, not a curated record
GAUCAAUAAAGAAUGAAAACAACAAUAGAAAAUGACAGAGACAGAGAGUGUGUGAAAUGCAGCAGUGUUGCCAACUGUCGGUGGUAAGGCUUCCACUUCUCUUCUUCCUAGUAUCUUCUCUCUCUCCAGCUAUAUAAAUCCCAUUUUUUGAAGAAUUAGAGAGAGAGAGAGAGAGAUUUGAAUGCAACAGGUGAAAUUGCAGCAGUUUCCUGUGAGUUAGUGUCCGUCUCUUAUGCUCUUUGUCCCCUCAUCGGAUCUUGGGUUUCUUCUCUUUUCAUCAAAGGGUGAUUCAAUUCCUAACCUAAUUUUGUAGUUUAGGUUAACAAUCAGGGUGAGGAAAAAAAUUGCCUCUUUGUGAGAGGAACAGUUUAAAAAAUUACUUAUAAUAGUGUAUGUAAGUUUAGUCCAAAGUUUAAUUAUUAGUUUUGUGGGGUUGGGAUGGAUGAUAGAAAUAUGAAAGGGGAGGGUGGUGAAGUUGAUAUUGAAAGUGGGUUGGUAGUAACUAAAGAUGAUUCGGGUAAUACUAAACAAGAAAGGACAUUAUUUGCUAAGAUUUAUUGUGGUAUUGUUGGAGAUUCUAUAAAAGUUGAAGAAAGAAAUAGUGUAUUAUACUUGAAAGAUUCAAAUUUGAGUGGAGAUUCUGUGAACAUGGUGAAAGAGACUAACAAGUUGUUGACGGGGCAGGACUUGGUGAAAAGUGUAGAGAAUAGUCCGGUUAAGGAGAAACGGAAAAAAUCUAGUAACAAAAAGGCUGCUAAACCUCCUAGAGCUCCACGAGGGCCGUCGUUGGAUGCUGCUGACCAAAAGCUAAUUAGGGAGAUUACUCAACUUGCCAUGCUGAAGCGUGCGAGGGUAGAGCGUAUGAAAGCUUUGAAAAAGAUGAAAGCUGCUAAAGCGUCAUCGUCUCCCAGUAGCAGCAUGUUUGCCAUGGUUUGCACUGUUGUCUUCUGUAUUGUGAUCUUAUUUCAAGGCAUAUCAUCAUCUGGAAAGAGUUCAGUGACAAGUUUCCAGGGGUCUCCUGUAUCUGCAGGAGGAGCUGAAGGUGAUCUGAUUGCAGUUCAACUUCAACACCAAUUGAAUCAAAUUUCAAUUCAACAACAUGCACCUUCUUCAGAGUCUCACAAAAUUGUACGUGGUUCAUAUUUGUCGAGAAAACUGAGAUGAGAUGAAGGUUAGUGCAGAUUUACUGACAAUAAAGAUGGUUUUACGGCCUUGUGCAUCUCACACAAGCCCCUUUUUUUUUUUUUUUUUUUGUCUUCCAAUGUAUUUCUUUACAUUGUGAUUUAAGGUGUUGGGUAAUUUAUCCCCUGAAGUGUACGCAUAUUUACUCAAUGAUGAGGGUGAAGUUUAGACUUGUAGGAAAUUUUGCUUUUGAUGUUUCAUGUGAUUAUCUGUAAUCACCUAAUUAUUUUAUAUCAAUGUCUUUCUAUCUGCAA